This is a messenger RNA of Anopheles aquasalis, 5146 nucleotides long. Its product is annotated as protein artichoke. The record is from RefSeq and is a predicted model, not a curated record. Lineage: Eukaryota; Metazoa; Arthropoda; Insecta; Diptera; Culicidae. Gene Ontology annotation, molecular function: protein binding.
AGCCUGCUGCUGCUGCUGGCUAGUCGACAUCCUGCUGCAGAAGUGAACGGAUCGCGUAACUCGUCGUUGCGUUUACCUUUUUUCCGCUGGCCUUCUCGAGCUCUACUAGCCCCGCAGGGAGGAGCAUUGGAUCUAACGGCCAUCUUACGGUUCCUGUGACAACCCAAUUCGACAGCCCUGCAACCCUCGAUGACGCCAGUGUUAAUUACACCCCCGGUGGGGGGUAGGCAGCGCCACCUGCUGCUGCCGCUGCUACUCGCGUGCCUAGUAGCUUCCGUUUCGUGUGCGGCGUGGCGUCCCUGCGCAGACCUGGAUGCGUUGCUGAAAAUACCGUGCCGGUGUAACAUUGAAACGGCGGGAAACAACAGCCAGUACGUGUUUGUGAACGUGAACUGCGAUCGUACCACGCUAACGGCGCCCUUCCCGGCGGGCAUUCCGAUCAUUUCGUUUUCCCAGCGCAAUAAUGGGCACCAGUUGCUGCCGGAUUUGGCCAUUCUCAAUGCGCCCGUCCGGAAGCUCGAUUUCUCCAGCAACGCGAUCCGCUCGUUCGGCACCAAGGCACUGUUUGCCAGCGUGGCCGAGCAUCUGACCGAGCUGCGGCUCGCCAGCAACCUGCUCGGUGACAAUCUGAACCCGAUCUUCUCCACCGAUGUCCUACAGUCGCUAACCGGGCUCAAGGUGCUCGAUCUAUCCGGAAACCAGAUCAUUGCGCUCGAGGAAAGCAUUUUCGAUGGCAAUCGGCGGCUCACGGAGUUGUACCUUGAUCGGAACAAGAUCACCACGGUACCGGUGGCCGCUAUCAAGCAGCUGACCACGCUGAAGUUACUCUCGUUGCGCAGCAAUCGGAUCGAUUCGCUCGAACCGGAUGCGUUCAGUUUCGCGAACAAACUGGAACGGUUCGAUCUGCGCAACAAUCGGAUUCGCAGCCUAAAAUCGAAAGCAUUCGCCAAUCUGGCUAGCAUGAAGGAGGUGUUGCUGGCGGGCAAUCAGCUAAGCCACGUGGAUGAGCGUGCCCUCGCCGGGAUGGAUGCACUCCAGAAGCUCGACAUUUCCGACAAUCUGCUGACGGAGUUCCCUUCGGAGGCGCUCGGUUCGGUCGUAUCGCUGAAGGUGCUCAACAUCUCGCUCAACAACAUUGGCCGACUCGAUUCGAACCAGCUGGCCCAGCUACGGAACCUGCAGAUCCUGGAUAUGAGCCGGAACACGAUCGCCACCAUUCUGCCGGGCACGUUCCGGGAGCAGCUGUUGCUGAAGUACCUCGACCUCAGCCUAAACUCGCUACGGACGAUCGAAGAUGAUGCGUUCGAGGGACUGGACAACCUACAAACGCUCAUCCUGCGUGAUAACAAUAUCCUCUUCAUUCCGGGCAGUGCCCUGGGCCGUCUGCCGAAGCUGUCGAACCUGUACCUCGACUUUAACCGUGUGGCCGCUCUGUCCGCUAGCAUCCUCAAGUCGAUUCAACCGGAAAACAUCCGCUACCUGUCGCUAUCGCGCAACGUGAUCCGUGAACUGCCCGGUGACAGUUUCGCCGCCUUCCGGAAGCUCAUCUACCUGGACCUCUCCGGCAACAGCUUGGGCGUCAUCAGUGAGGACACGUUCAAGGGACUCGAGGGGACGCUGCUCGAGAUCAAGCUCUCGUUCAAUCGGAUCGCUUCGCUGCGCAAGAUCGGUCUACCGAAGUUGCGCCGGCUCGAUCUGAGCGCCAACAGUAUCGACGAUCUGGCGAUCGAUUCGUUCCACAGUUUGGCCAAUCUGCUCUACCUGAACGUGAGCGGUAACGAGCACAUCGGACAAGUCACGCGCACCAUGAUCUAUCCGCUGACGAAGCUGCAGGUGAUCGACAUCAGCCACUGUGGCCUCAAGGGCAUCCAGGCCGAUCUGUUCCACAACAAUUCCGAUCUGCGGAUCGUGCUGCUGAACGACAAUCAGCUCCGGGUGAUCGAGGAGGGCACGUUCUUGAAUCUGAACAACCUCUUCGAGCUAUCGCUUGCCGGUAAUGGGAUCGAGCAGCUGAAACCACGAUCGUUCGUUAACACGGUCAACCUGCGUACGCUAAAUCUGCGCCGCAACGCGCUACAGGAGCUACGGGCCGACAUGUUCACCACGGAGACGGCACUCGAGCUGCUCGAUGUGACCGACAAUGCGCUCAAGAGCUUCUCGCCCGACACACUGAAGAUCCAUCCACGGUUACGCCGAGUGCUGCUAGCAAACAACCGGCUUGAGGUGUUCCCACCCGAGCUGAUCGCCGGCCUUGACUAUCUCGAGGUGAUUGAUCUGUCCGGUAACCAUCUGGCUACGAUCCAGCAGCUCGACUUUGGUCGCCUGGUGAACCUACGGGAGCUGUACCUGCGCGAAAACGUGAUCGAUUCCGUGCAGGAUAUGGCUUUCCACAACUCGUCCCAGCUGCAGAUCGUCGAUCUGAGCGGUAACCGGCUCGAUCGGUUAUCGGAACGUUCGUUCGAAGGUACGCUCCGGUUGGAGCGGCUCGAUCUCAGCGAUAACCGGCUGUCCUCGCUGCCGGAUCAGGUGCUGGCGCGUAGCCGUGUGCAGCGGCUCGAACAGAUCCUGCUCGCCGGCAACAAACUGUCCACGGUACCGGUCGGUGCGUUCGGUGAUCAGCACGAUUCCCUGCAGACGCUCGAUCUGAGCCGGAAUGCGAUCCGGGAGGUACCGCGCGCCAGCCACAUGCUCAUGAUCAACGCAAAGCAGCUCGAUUUCUCCUACAAUCCCCUCUCACCGGAAGCGAUCGCGACGGUACUGGGGCAACCGAAAACGGUGCGCAACCUCAAUCUGGCCGGUACGGGCGUGCGGGAGUUACCGAUCCUCGAGACGCCCUACCUCCGUGCGCUCAAUCUUUCGCACAACAACAUUUCCGCCGUCAGUGGUAAGGCGUUCGAGAAGGUGACGCUACUGGAGCGCCUUGAUCUAUCGCACAAUGCGAUCGGUGAUGCGGAUGGGUUGCGUGAGAUUUGGCCAAAGUUGGGACUGCUGGCGUACCUUGAUCUAUCGAGCAAUCCGAUCCGUGCGAUCACGGCGCACACGUUCGAACGGCUCGAAGGUUUGUCCGAGCUGUACCUACGCCAGUUGCCCGAGCUGACACGCCUCGAGAAGAAUGCUUUCAAACCGCUCAAGGAUUUGGCCGUCCUAGAGGCGUACCAGUUCGCGAAGCUAGGCUAUCUGGAUGUGCAAGGAAUCGUGCAGGAGCUGCCCACGUUGGCAGCGAUCGAUAUCGAAGCGAAAGAUGCCAACCUGGAGUCGGACCAGCUGCAGGUGAUCCAUCAUCCGAAACUGCACACGCUCGGUUUGCACGGUUAUGCACUGCAGAGUAUAUCGUCCGGGGCGUUUGCGGGAUUGCGCAACAAGUAUCUAACGGUGCGGUUGCACAACACAUCCCUUACGGCACUGCCACCGGCACUGUUACUUCCGUUGCCACGUUCGUCUCAAAUCGAUUUCAGUAUCGCCGGUUCGAAGGUCGGUACGCUAACGCAACCGUUCCUCAGUUCGCUCGAUGAUCGCAAGAACAGCAUCAAGAUCGAGGGACUGGCCACGAAUCCGGUCAACUGUGACUGUCAGGCACGUGCCUUCCGGCGCUGGAUACUGGCGGCGAAGGUUAGCGAUGUACGGUGCGCCAGUCCGGCAUCGCUCAGUGGCAAGCUGCUGACGGAGGUCGGCGAUAUCGAGCUGGUGUGCGAUAAUCGGCAGAAAGGGGGCGCCUCCUCAACCAGUGCCGGUACCACGACGGCCGCAACGACGACCGGACUUCGGACGACACCGACGAUCAGCUUCUACAACUACACCUCCGAAGUGCAGAUGACCAAAUCGACAACCGAACACGACAUCAUCUGGAGCAUGUCACCCGCGUCUACCACAACCGGUCGAACGAAGGGUUCCAAGUCGAAGAUCGCAUCGGCCGCGGUACCGCCGCUCAAGAAAAUACCUGGCGCAAACGAUGAUACACUCAUCAUCGGUAUCGUUGGCGGUGUCGUGGUCUUUAUCUUCCUACUCAUCAUUUGCAUCUGCAUCUGUCGGUUGAAGAUGAACAACGAUAGCUAUCACCAUCAUCAGCAGCACCGUGGUGGGCCACCGAUGGCCAUGGGCAUUGGACCGGGCGGUCAUCCGGCCGGUACACUGCAGGUGAACUACAAGGGUGGCAAGGGUGGUCAGGGUGGUGCUGCUUCGGCGGCAGCGCUCUAUCCGACGCUUGCCCCACCGUACGCCCAAAGCUACGCCACGUUGCCUUACAAACCGAACGGAUCGCCAACACAACCACGGCCCAACUACUCCACCAUCGGUCGGAUACCGUACCAAUAUCAGAACCAUUCGCUCAUGAGCCACCACCAGCAGUCAUCCGGUCCCGCCGGAACGCUAACCCACUCGUCACACAAUCCGUACAUCGUCUAUCAGGACGAUAAGGCAUACCGAUGAUGAUGAGGAUCAUGCGAAAGCGACCGAUUGAAUGUCCGUGUUUCGUGUCGAACGAGCAUGUCUGUGUGUAUGUACGUGCGGGUGUGUAUGUGUGUAUGUGCGUGUGUGGUUUUAAUUAAUGCUAUCAUUAUUGUUCAUUGUUGUUUUGCCCUCGCGCUACCUCUAUCUACCAUGCGAGAGGAACCAGGCGGACGAUACGACGAGAGAUAUCCUAACGUUGAAAGUCUUACUAUUUUGGAACUGUAUCGGUGACUUUCCGUAGGAAUUAGACUUUGAAAAUUGCAUUCUUGCCCCGUGUCCCUCUAAAAGUUGGGGAUACAAUUGAAAUUUCUUUAAUUAAAACAAAAACCGACAUUUAUAUCACGUGUCACCCCUUUAAUGUUUAGACCUGCCUAACUAGCUCUUCUGAUCCCGUAUCCUACCUGUAACAAAAUGCUCAAAUUAGUUCUAAAAGAAUGCGAAUGGAACUAGCGUAAAGAUGGUGUAGUAAGGUGUAGGAAUUUCAGCCUUUCUGCCACCUUCCGCUGCUGGGAUGGUGCUACUGUCUGUAACGAGAUCGAGUCCGGUGGGUUUGGCCCGAUCGAUUGUCGGCCACAUUUCGCUCAAGCCGGAGCGGAACCGGAAGAAAUCUGGUUUAGGGGGGGAUUAGAAACGCCACAACAGAAGAAGUAACUGUAAAAGUAGUGUAAGUGAACGAAAUGGAAUAAAUAUUAAUGUUAAU